CACUACUCUGGUAACUCCAGUAGUGACUGUAGUGACUGUAGUGACUGUAGUGACUGUAGUGACUGUAGUGACUGUAGUCACCAGAGGAGCAGUGAGGACAUGGCUCCGGAUCCUCUGCGGAGUAAGAUUGUGAAGACAUUCAGAUUACAUGGGUUAUCCUUGAGGAGCGAGGGGAGCACCUACCUUCAGUCACUGCUGCGAGAAUCAGAUCACUCCGAAGCGGAUGAAGCAUUAUCUCGUAUUAUAGACGUGUUAAGUAACCUCAACCUUCCCUCCCCAGUUGUGGACAAAUCAGUACUCGAGUCUGCUGUUUCAGAGUGUAAUGACGAUGUUCAGCCUGAGAACUCAGACAAGAUGUUUAAUGUGAUAGACGUAUUUGAAGCUCCCCGGCACAAAUACAACUACGAACGUAAGAAGCUCCUCCUGGACACGUCCCCUAAAUCCCUAUUUGGCUGUGCUGCCGACAAGACGCGCAUCACAAAGGACCGGUACUGGCUAAUCAUGCAGAGGAUCGAGCGACACGACCUGUUUACGCCGCCAGUACCGGGCGCUAUUAGUCAGAGUCACAAGUUUGAUCUGCAGACGGUGGAGCAAGUGUUGGGGCAGCAGGGCGAGCAUAAACACACUAUUGUCAUGGCUAUGUUAGUGCAGAUCGAGGAGGGCAAGUAUUUUCUAGAAGAUGCCUCGUCCCACAUGCUGUGCGACCUGAGUGCUGCUAAAUUCCACGUAGGAAUGUUCACUGAGAACACCUUCGUUCUAGCUGAGGGUUCUUACGACGAUGUUAAGAAUGUGUUCAAGGUAUCAGGAGUGGGGCUGCCACCCCCAGAACCCCCCAGAAUCACCAGGAACUACUUUGGGAGCACAAACUUCUUCGGAGGUCCCUCCACGGCCAGUGUGGGGAGUAUUCAGCUGCUGAGGGACAUGGAGCGGGAGAAGCAGGAUGCUAUGUUUGUCUUCGUAUCAGAUGUUUGGUUAGACCAACCCUCAGUUUUGAGCAAGCUGAAGACUAUGUUUACUGGAUACAGCAAGGUCCCGCCCUUUGCUUUUGUCUUCUUCGGUAACUUCACCUCUGGACAAUCACAUAAGAACACUGUCAGUAAGAUGAAGGCAGGAUUUAAGGCUCUAGCAGACAUGUUGUCCUCUUUCCCCUCUCUAUGUUCAGACUCCUACUUCCUCUUCGUCCCCGGUCCUCAGGAUCCAGGCCCUGGUCCGGUCCUCCCCCGCCCUCCUCUCCCCGCCUCUAUUGUGGAGCCCGUCACCAAGAAACUAGCACGUGCCCGCAUGUGUUCUAACCCUGCACGUGUCCAGUAUUGUAGUCAGGAAAUGGUGUUGUUCAGGGAGAAUCUAAUUAACAAGAUGUGCAGACAUUGUAUCAAGUUUCCGCUGCGCAGCGAGGAAUUGCACGUGCAUUUAGCGAAGACACUGCUGUCACAAGGACAUCUGGCGCCGUUACCGCUACACGCCAUGCCCGUGUACUGGUCACAUGACCAUGCCCUCAGACUCUACCCAAUACCGGAUGUAGUGGUGGUAGCUGAUAAGUAUGAUGCGUUUAGCGUGUCAGCUACUGACUGUCUCAUCUUCAACCCUGGCAGCUUUCCUAAAAGUAAUUUCAGUUUUAAAGUGUAUUUGCCUGCUCAGAAAAAGAUUGAAAACUGUGAAAUUUCAACGUAGAUUUUACAAACCUUUUUACAUUUUGAUUAUGUUUUUAAAGCUUUUAGUUGCCAUGUUGUAUUUGAAGUUCUAUCAUAUAAAUUAUUUCUAAAUUAUAUAAUCAUUUCUAAUUUACUGUCAACAUGACUAUUAUGAUAAUUCAUUUCAA
This is a messenger RNA of Bolinopsis microptera, 1819 nucleotides long. RefSeq names its product DNA polymerase epsilon subunit 2-like. Gene Ontology annotation, cellular component: epsilon DNA polymerase complex. Gene Ontology annotation, biological process: error-prone translesion synthesis; DNA-templated DNA replication. Gene Ontology annotation, molecular function: DNA binding. The record is from RefSeq and is a predicted model, not a curated record. NCBI's taxonomy places the organism in Eukaryota, Metazoa, Ctenophora, Tentaculata, Lobata, Bolinopsidae.